Astyanax mexicanus (Mexican tetra) is the source of this 2762-nucleotide messenger RNA. RefSeq names its product zinc finger protein 850-like. Gene Ontology annotation, molecular function: RNA polymerase II cis-regulatory region sequence-specific DNA binding; DNA-binding transcription factor activity, RNA polymerase II-specific. Gene Ontology annotation, cellular component: nucleus. NCBI's taxonomy places the organism in Eukaryota, Metazoa, Chordata, Actinopteri, Characiformes, Acestrorhamphidae. The coding region runs from base 16 to 2028 and encodes 670 amino acids. The record is from RefSeq and is a predicted model, not a curated record. Gene Ontology annotation, biological process: regulation of transcription by RNA polymerase II; central nervous system development. The transcript is spliced from 4 exons.
ACAUUUAAAAGACAAAUGAAGCCAAGUCCCGACAUGGAGAAACAUCAGAACUCUGUCAAGAGUUUUACUAAACAGAGUAAUCUCAAAAAACACCAGCGUAUUCACACAGGAGAAAAAACAUAUUUCUGCUCAGACUGUGGGAAGAGUUUUACUCAACAGAGUGAUCUCAAAAAACACCAGCGCAUUCACACAGGAGAGAAACCGUAUCACUGCUCAGACUGUGGGAAGAGUUUUAAUCAACAGAGUAAUCUCAAAAGUCACCAGCGCAUUCACACAGGAGAGAAACCGUAUCACUGCUCAGACUGUGGGAAGAGUUUUAAUCUACAGAGUAAUCUCAAAAGUCACCAGCGCAUUCACACAGGAGAGAAACCGUAUUACUGCUUAGACUGUGGGAAGAGUUUUACUGUGCAGAGUAAUCUCAAAAGUCACCAGCGCAUUCACACAGGAGAGAAACCGCAUUACUGCUCAGACUGUGGGAAGACUUUUACUCAACAGAGUACUCUCAAAAUCCAUCAGCGCAUUCACACAGGAGAGAAACCGUAUCACUGCUCAGACUGUGGGAAGAGUUUUACUGAACAGAGUGAUCUCAAACGACACCAGCGCAUUCACACAGGAGAGAAACCGUAUUACUGCUCAAACUGUGGGAAGAGUUUUAAUCAACAGAGUCAUUUUAAAAAUCACCAGCGCAUUCACACAGGAGAGAAACCGUAUUACUGUUUCGACUGUGGGAAAAGUUUUACUAAACAGAGUAAUCUCAAAAUACACCAGCGCAUUCACACAAGAGAGAAACCGUAUCACUGCUCAGAGUGUGGGCAGAGUUUUAAUCAACAGAGUCAUUUAAAAAAACACCAGCGCAUUCACACGGGAGAGAAAACUAUCCCAAAUUUGUCCCACGGCAAUAAACACCAGCGCAUUCACACAGGAGAGAAACCGUAUCAUUGCUCAGACUGUGGGAAGAGUUUUAAUCAAGGCGGUCAUCUCCAACACCACCAGCGCAUUCACACAGGAGAGAAACCGUAUCACUGCUCAGACUGUGGGAAGAGAUUUAUUGAACAGAGUACUCUCAAACGACACCAGCGCAUUCACACAGGAGAGAAACCGUAUUACUGCACAGACUGUGGGAAGAGUUUUAAUAGACUGGAGACUCUAAAACUGCAUCAGCGCAUUCACACAGGAGAGAAACCGUAUUACUGCACAGACUGUGGGAAGAGUUUUAAUAGACUGGAGACUCUAAAACUGCAUCAGCGCAUUCACACAGGAGAGAAACCGUAUCACUGCUCCAAGUGUGGGACGAGUUUUACUGUACAGAGUAAUCUCAAAAUACUUGAGUUGUUUUUAGAUAUUGGACCUGAACUGUGUAUGUGGAAGUAUCCUGUCUCUCUAUCAACUCUACUUCGGGCUUCCAUCAAAAGAAUCAAGGGGAACGCACUGGAGCAGUUGAGGGUAGUGCUGUUUUUCCCAACAAUACACCAGCGCAUUCACACAGGAGAGAAACCGUAUUACUGCUCAGACUGUGGUAUGAGUUUUACUCAACAGAGUCAACUAAAACUGCACCAGCGCAUUCACACAGGAGAGAAACCGUAUUACUGCUCAGACUGUGGGAAAAGUUUUAAUCAACAGAGUACUUUCCAAAUACAUCAGCGCAUUCACACAGGAGAGAAACCGUAUUACUGCUCAGACUGUGGGAAGAGUUUUACUACACAGAGUACUCUCAAAAACCACCAGCGCAUUCACACAGGAGAGAAACCAUAUUACUGCUCAGACUGUGGGAAGAGUUUUACUACACAGAGUACUCUCAAAAAACACCAGCGCAUUCACACAGGAGAGAAACCGUAUCACUGCUCAGACUGUGGGAAGAGUUUUAAUCAACAGAGUCAUCUCAAAAAUCACCAGCGCAUUCACACAGGAGAGAAACCGUAUCACUGCUCAGACUGUGGGAAGAGUUUUACUUCACAGAGUGAUCUCAAACGACACCAGCGAAUUCACACAGGAGAGAAAACUAUUCCACAUUUGUCCCACAGCAAUUAAAAGUGCAAAUCGUAAAUCUUUCAGACAGAACACCUUAUCCUACACAAAUGUUUCACUCUGUUACUUGGGACACGUUCCACCAAAAACAAACAUGAACUAAAUUUAAUCAUGGAUUUAACAGGUUCAGCAAAAUGAAUCUUAACCAGGGAUGAUGUUUAUUGAAUUCCAUGUUGUGUUUUCUCGUAUGUUUAAUAUUCCAGGACAUUCUUUGUGAGACAGAGUUCAGUUCUGAAGAAGUGAGACCCAGAGCCACAGAGAGACGACACUGUGCCGGGUACUGCCGUGUUGACCGGAGGAGCAUCCAGACCCCGCAGAGAGGCCAACAAAAUCCUUUCCAGAGGUUAAAUAAAACGGUCAGCCGUAGUUCCCAUACUGAAAUCAACCUCCUCCAGGCUUGUGUAGUGCAGUGAGGUUGUGGACACAUUUACUCCCUCUGAUGGUGUUCUCAUUUGUCUAUGGUUCAGUCGUUCUGAUUAAAAAUCUGUUACCAUAGAAGGAUAUAGAUGGAUAUUUGGUCAUUGUAUUACUCAAGUUUUAUACUCGCUUAUCUUUUUCUUAUUGAAUAUUAUAUGUUGCUGAAGGUUUUUUUUUUAAUCUUUUUUUAAUCUUUACUAAGAAUAUCCAAAUCAUGUAGUUUUUAAAUUGUUUUUAUCCACUACAAACUAUUAUCUUUGUAUUGCUUCACCUCUAUAUUUACUCAUCUGUGUGUCUUAAUAAAUGGCUUUUAUAUUGCA